Perkinsus marinus ATCC 50983 is the source of this 597-nucleotide messenger RNA. RefSeq lists its product as hypothetical. Gene Ontology annotation, molecular function: rRNA (cytosine-C5-)-methyltransferase activity. NCBI's taxonomy places the organism in Eukaryota, Perkinsozoa, Perkinsida, Perkinsidae. Gene Ontology annotation, biological process: maturation of LSU-rRNA; rRNA base methylation. The transcript is spliced from 8 exons. Bases 1 to 597 code for a protein of 198 amino acids. Gene Ontology annotation, cellular component: nucleolus. The record is from RefSeq and is a predicted model, not a curated record.
AUGGCAUGCACUAUACCCUACAAAUUUCUCCCCGCAGGUACAUGUUCUAUGGCUGUCGAAGAGGACGAGAUGGUUAUCGACGCUAUUUUGAAAGCUCGCAACGUUCGUGUGGUUGCAUUUGACGACGUAGUCAACUUCGGCUCGGAGGGCUUCACUUCUUUUCGAGGAAAGCAAUUUCACCCUAGUCUUAAGCAUUCGAGGAGAUUCUUUCCGCAUGUUCACAAUAUGGACGGAUUUUUCGUGUGCAAAUUGCAAAAGUUCAGCAACGAUAUUCCUCAGCGUGUUAGGAAGGACCGUCGACCCACCGAAGCUGUUACGCACGCCUGGGGGGAAGACAAAUGGACUACCGAGUUUAUGGAUUCUGUGAUGGACGACUUCCCUCAAGAAGAGGGUAAACUGCCGCCUCCUGAGGAAAAGAAAAAGCAGCUGAAGAUGUCGAAGAAAAGACGGAAAUUGGAGAAGCAAAAGGCAACUCAGAAGGCUCAAGAGGAAGUAGAACCUAGCAAGGAAGGAGUUCAGAAGGAGAAAGCGUUGAAGAAACGGAAGUUCCAAAAAAAAGGGGGUAAGUCGAAGGCGUCCAAGGUUGCCUCCACGUGA